Molecule: messenger RNA, 1084 nt
Organism: Pelagomonas calceolata
Lineage: Eukaryota; Pelagophyceae; Pelagomonadales; Pelagomonadaceae
Source: the annotation of a GenBank genome assembly
AUGCGCACAGCAGCAGCAAUGAUGCGUAUUCUCCUGCGGGUCUCUUUGUGCAGCUCUGGCCCUUUUUUGCCUGGUUGCAGCUUGCUAGCGGUCUGUAAGGCACUAGCCUGUGGCAGCAACCUCGACAAGAGUGGACGCCGCGGUGCGUUUGGCGUGAAAAUUGGCGUGAAAAUCGCGCCACGCGCUCUCGUUUGAUUGCUGCGGCGCUGCACAAAGCGUAGGCCACGCCUGCGACGCGUACGAGUUUGUAGCCCACCCACAACCUGCUGCCAGCUUAGCAGCACCUCUUCGCGAGGCCCGCAUCGAUGGCAUCGAUGGCAUCGAUGGCGUCGAACGACGCCGGGCCCGCAUCGAUGGCGUCGAGCGACGCCGACGCAUCGAUGGCGUCGAACGACGACGACCUCCUCUUCCCGCCCGAACCGGACCCCCAAAAAGCCGCGACCGACGACGCGCUCCAACCCCACCCCGGCGACUGGACGUCCUAUAGUGACGACCAGCGACUUUCCGCGCCGCGGGGCGCCGUCUUCGAGACGCGGCUCGCCGCCUCGGCGGCGCUGCGGGAGUUGGGCAACGAGCGGUAUCGGGGAGACGACGUUGACGGGGCGCGCGUCGCGUACGCGCGGAGUCUGUGGCAGGCGCACUUCGACGAGGCCUGGGUCAAGCUCGAGCUGACGGACGACCACCGGGGCCAGCUCUUCGACGUGACGGUGCCAGCGAACUUGAACUGCGCGCGGUGUCUGCUGAAGACGGCCAACACCUCCGAGGCGAAGGGCCACGUCGACGCCGCGCUGAGUGCCCUCGACGAUGUUUCAACAACGGAGCAGCGCCGGGCCUGGCGCGCCAAGGGGCUUUUGUUGCGGGCGACGUGCCUCCGCGAGGCCGGGCGCUACGCCGACGCCGCGGCGGCGCUCGACGAGGCCUCGGAACUGACGGACGACGCCGCCGUGGCCCGGGCGCGGCACGCCCUGCGGCAGGCGCGGCGCGACGCACGCUCCGGCGAGCGCGCCAUGAUGCGGGGGAAGAUCGCUCCGCCGCCGCCCCCGGAGAAGCGCACUUGUGCUGUGUCAUAAUGUUUACAAAUUAU